AUGUCAGUCGUAUCCACUCAAAGCAAAAGGUCGGCCAUGCGUCCAACAAGCUCAUUAAGCACUUCACAACACCAUCAUCACCAUCAUCAUCACCAUAACCAUAACGACACAAACUCUACCCUCGAUGUCCAGUCAACGCAAAGUAGACAACGUCAGUCGAAGAAGGAUGAGGCCAUUCGUAAAAAGAUCGAGCAAGAGCUUUCCAAGAAGCGUGGUGGUUCUACUCGUAUACGACAAACGAAGAAGAUUGCAGGCACCGUUUCAGCAUUGCGACCAACACAAGCAUUGACAGUUCGUGAAACCCUUCUGGUUAUGGAAGCAGCACAGCUGAUGGCAGCCAAGCGCAGCGAUUGCGUACUUGUCAUUGACGAGGAGGAUCACCUUAGUGGUAUAUUUACGGCCAAGGAUCUUGCAUAUCGAGUAGUCGCUUCUCACAUGGAUGCACGGGCAACCACUGUAUCCGAUAUCAUGACGCGAAAUCCAAUGUGCGUCACAGCCGACACAUCCGCUCAAGAUGCUCUCAACCUUAUGGUCUCCCGUGGAUUCCGUCAUUUGCCUGUUUGCAAUGAAGAAGGAGACAUCUUCGGCUUACUUGAUAUCACCAAAUGUUUAUAUGAAGCACUGAACAAGAUGGAACGAGCUUAUGGAUCUUCAAGGAAAUUGUACGAUGCAUUGGAAGGCGUUGAACGUGAAUGGGCCAACAGUCCUGUUCAAUUUGUGCAGUACAUGGAUGCCUUACGAGAUAAAAUGUCAUGCCCGGAUCUUACUACCGUUCUCGACAAUUCGAUGCCUGUUCAAGUUGCAAUGAAAGCCAAUGUUCGUGAUGUGGCCACCCUCAUGAAAGAACAUCGCACUACAGCCGUAUUGGUAAUGGAUCAUGGUGGAUUAUCCGGUAUCUUCACGUCCAAGGAUAUUGUACUUCGUGUGAUUGCAGCUGGUUUGGCACCCGAGAAUUGCUCCGUUGUCCGAGUUAUGACUCCUCAUCCAGAUACGGCUAGCCCUUCUACAAGCAUUUUGGACGCUCUCAAAAAGAUGCAUGAUGGUCAUUAUUUGAAUUUACCGGUCAUUGAUGAUGAGCAGCAUAUUGUUGGUCUAGUGGAUGUGCUAAGAUUAACGUAUGCAACAUUGGACCAGAUCAAUAGCAUUGAAGGGCAUGGAUCUGAAAAUGGUGGAGGCAAAUUCUGGAACAGCAUGAUGGCUGGUGACAACACUGAAACCGAAUCAGCGAUUAGCGACUCUUUAUCUCAAGCAGCCAAUUCGCAAAUGUUUCCAUCACCAGCUAGUCCUCAUCCGGAUCGUACUCUUUCACCCCACAGUCAUCACCAUUCACCUUAUUCCCAUUCAGGAUACCCAGAAAUUACCCCCGGUGACAGCGCAUCUAUGGCCAAUGGUGAUGAUAUGAGAUCCACUGUUUCUUCGCAUGUUCAAGGCACCUUUUCUUUCAAAUUCACCUAUGGCGGCAAAACCCACCGUUUUCGAUGUGAAGAUUCCAACUAUACAGCAUUGCGUGAUAUCGUACGACAAAAGAUUAUGUCCGACCACCUUGCACUUUCUCAAUCUUAUGUCAAAGUUGGAGAUGAGACAUCCAAUAACGAUGAUGGAGAUGACAGCUGGUUGAGUAUUUCAUAUCUUGAUGAUGAGGAUGACAAGGUGCUCUUGGCAAGUGAUGCGGAUAUGGAAGAUGCAGUACACUUGGCGCGUAAAUUGGGUCAAGAUCGAGUACGUUUGUUUGUUCAAGAUAGCAUGGCACCUCAACAAACCAACAAUGACACCCAACCAUCAUCAAUGACGACUACUCAACCUCAUCCUGAAGAUACCCAUGUACCUCUUGGACAACCCACCAUUUCUGUGGCACCACCACCAACACCCCCUACGACUACAUUGGACGAUGCUGCUGCUACUACUAGUCAUCCACAACCAGAUACUACAACAAGAGAUGAGAGCAAUCACAAUGUUGGGAAAAAACAUCGCCGUAUGAAACGACGACAACGACAACAUGAUGAGAGUGAUGUAACAACAAGCAGCAGUGAUACCAGCGAUGCAUCCGAAAGUGGCAGUGACAUGAGUGAUUAUGAUAGCGAUGUCCGAUACAGUAGCGGCAGUGGUAGCCGACGACGGCGUCAUCGAAGACAACAACAACAACGUCGUGCCAAGCAUAAACGGGAUGGUGCAGCACAAUUCGAUUUGCCUAUUCCACAAGAAAUGCUAUUACCAGCAGCUAUCACUUUUCUCGGUGUAGUGAUUCUUGGAGUAUUCGCCAUUACUAAAUUUACGGCCCCCUCCGUUGACCGCCGUUUCUGA
Lichtheimia ornata is the source of this 2301-nucleotide messenger RNA. RefSeq lists its product as uncharacterized. The coding region runs from base 1 to 2301 and encodes 766 amino acids. The transcript is spliced from 8 exons. Gene Ontology annotation, molecular function: protein binding. Lineage: Eukaryota; Fungi; Mucoromycota; Mucoromycetes; Mucorales; Lichtheimiaceae. The record is from RefSeq and is a predicted model, not a curated record.